CAAACAGGCACUGUAUCAGCAGAAGGGGCCUGAGGGUAUAAAAGAGAAGUGGGCAGAAGACUCCAGUACAGAAAGUUUCAGGAGACUGCAGACAUGCUCAGGUUUCUUGUGUUUACCUCGCUCACAGCCCUCGUGCUGGCUGAGCUGACGCCUGAGCCCAGGUACCUGGAGGAUGACAGUGUUGAGGAGAGAGUUGUGGGAGGCGAGGUGGCCAGACCAAACUCCUGGCCCUGGCAGAUCUCUCUUCAGUUCAAAUCCGGCAGCAACUUCCACCACACCUGUGGAGGAACCCUGAUCAGGAGAGGAUGGGUCAUGACCGCUGCUCACUGUGUGGACAGGUCCAGGACUUGGCGUGUUGUUCUUGGAGAUCACAACAUCAACUCUCACGAGGGCAACGAGCAGUACAUGAGUGUGAGCCGCGUCCACAUCCACCCUAGGUGGAACUCCAACAACGUUGCUGGAGGGUGGGACAUCGCCCUGCUGCGUCUGUCCACUGAAGCUUCUCUCAACAACAACGUCCAGCUCGGCGCCCUGCCUCCCUCUGGUCAGGUCCUGCCCCACAACAACCCCUGCUACAUCACUGGAUGGGGUCGCACCCAGACCGGAGGUCAGCUGUCUGCUCAGCUGAAGCAAGCCUACCUGCCUGUUGUCGACCACAGGACCUGCUCCAGCUACGGAUGGUGGGGCAGCACCGUGAAGGACUCCAUGGUCUGUGCUGGUGGUGGCAGGGACUCCGGUUGCCAGGGUGACUCCGGCGGCCCCCUGAACUGCAGUGUCAACGGCAAAUGGGUUGUCCACGGUGUGACCAGCUUUGUGUCUUCCUCCGGCUGCAACGCCAACAAGAAGCCCACCGUCUUCACCCGUGUCUCUGCCUACAUUAGCUGGAUGGACAGCAUCAUGGGUUGAGAAGAGCGAUCUCCAUGGUGACGGGAGCACACUCUGGAUUCAUCUCAGGUUCUGCACAACUCCAUCAGAAUAAAAUGUCCUGUAAUGUGCAUUUUA
This is a messenger RNA of Epinephelus moara (kelp grouper), 1002 nucleotides long. RefSeq names its product elastase-1-like. The record is from RefSeq and is a predicted model, not a curated record. The transcript is spliced from 8 exons. Bases 94 to 906 code for a protein of 270 amino acids. Gene Ontology annotation, molecular function: serine-type endopeptidase activity. Gene Ontology annotation, biological process: proteolysis. NCBI's taxonomy places the organism in Eukaryota, Metazoa, Chordata, Actinopteri, Perciformes, Serranidae.